This is a messenger RNA of Stegodyphus dumicola, 641 nucleotides long. RefSeq lists its product as uncharacterized. Gene Ontology annotation, molecular function: protein binding. Gene Ontology annotation, cellular component: cytosol. Gene Ontology annotation, biological process: neurogenesis. The record is from RefSeq and is a predicted model, not a curated record. Lineage: Eukaryota; Metazoa; Arthropoda; Arachnida; Araneae; Eresidae.
UUCGAAACUUGACUACUGCUUCCGGUACAAUUUACGAUACUGUAACACAGUUUCCGGCACAGCUCAACUAUACUUUCGUAGAUUGGAGAAACUCUCUUGCCGUUAUCAAAAUGAGCCAUACUUUCAAGCCAUCUCCUGUUCAUGGAGCAGGUGCUACACUCUUCAUGAAUGAACACUGCAGUGAUAUAACUAUAAUUAUAACUGAAGAUUGCACUGUGUGGCGUUUUCCAGCACACAGUACAGUUCUUUCAGCUCAGAGCAUUGUCUUCCAUCGUAUGUUGGACAGUGACUUUAUUGAAAAAAAGAGUCAAGAAAUAGUACUCCAAGAUAUGACACCUGCAACUUUAAAAAAAUUAUUAAGAUAUAUGUAUCUGGGUGAUGCAAUUUUAGAAGACUGGAAAGAAGCAAUAGAUCUGUUGAAAGCUGCACACAAAUAUCAGAUGGAAUCUCUAGUGCAGAAAUGUGCUCAUUAUCUUCAAGACCAUAUUGAUCUCACAAAUGUCUGUUAUAUUUACAGUAAAGCUGUGACUUACACACUUAGCCCUUUAGGUAUCGUAAGUUAUGUUAUUUGUCGUAUAUAUGAAUAUUGUUAUGGAUAUUGUACUAGAUAUUUCAUCAGCCAUAAAUUUUCUUUUACAUAA